Molecule: messenger RNA, 10491 nt
Organism: Acomys russatus (golden spiny mouse)
Lineage: Eukaryota; Metazoa; Chordata; Mammalia; Rodentia; Muridae
Gene: Muc5ac
Product: mucin 5AC, oligomeric mucus/gel-forming
Cellular component (GO): extracellular matrix
Molecular function (GO): protein binding
Source: RefSeq, a predicted model, not a curated record
AUGGGUGUUGGCCAGAGAAAGUUGGUCCCAUUCUGGGUCCUAGCCCUGGCCCUGGCUUGCAGUCAAUGCACAGGCCAGGCCCAGCAGGAAGCUCUGAAAUCUGACCAUGAGCACCACUCUGACUUUUUUCUCUUUCAAGGGCAUGAUGGGUCCUCACUCCAUGGGGUGACAAUCAUCCCACCUCUGCAGACCAUCCCUGUGGUACGAGCCCUCAACCCAGCACACACUGGGCGGGUGUGCAGCACAUGGGGCGACUUCCACUACAAGACCUUUGACGGCCAGGUCUUCCGCUUCCCUGGCCUCUGCAACUAUGUGUUCUCUGCACACUGUGGGGCUGCCUACGAGGACUUCAAUAUCCAGCUACGUCGUGGCUGGGAGUCCAAUUCCACCACACUGAGCAGGGUCACCAUGAAGCUUGAUGGCCUUGUUGUUGAGCUGACCAAGAACUCCGUAUUAGUCAAUAACCACCAGGUCCAGCUGCCCUUCAGCCAGUCUGGGGUCCUCAUUGAGCUCAGCGGUGGCUACCUGAAGGUGGUAGCCAGGCUGGGGCUGGUCUUCAUGUGGAACGACGAUGACAGUCUUCUGCUGGAGUUGGACACCAAAUAUGCCAACAAAACUUGUGGCCUCUGUGGAGACUUCAAUGGCAAUCCAGACUCCAGCGAGUUCCUCUCCCACAAUACUGAGCUGACACCCCUUGAGUUUGGCCAUCUUCAGAAGAUGGAUGGCCCCACAGAGCAAUGCCAGGACCCCCCUCCUGUGCCCCAGAAGAACUGCUCCAUCACAUCUGGGAUCUGUGAGAAGAUUCUGAAAGGUCCACUGUUCUCUGACUGUGCGGCCCUGGUGGACAUCAGCAGCUACCUGGAGGCUUGCCGGCAGGACCUCUGUCUCUGUAAGAGCCCUGACCUGCCCAGCUGCAUCUGCCAUACCCUGGCUGAAUACUCCCGUCAGUGUGCCCAUGCCGGAGGACAGCCCCAGGAUUGGCGGAGUCCCGACCUCUGCUUCCAGACAUGCCCCCUCAACAUGCAGCACCAAGAAUGUGGCUCACCCUGUAUGGACACCUGCUCCAACCCCCAGCGCUCCCAGGUCUGUGAGGACCACUGUGUUGCUGGCUGCUUCUGUCCUGAGGGGAUGGUGCUUGAUGACAUCCACCAGACUGGCUGUGUCCCUGUAUCUCAGUGUGCCUGCCUGUACAAUGGGACAUCUUAUGCACCGGGUACCAAUUACUCUACUGACUGCACCAACACAUGCUCUGGAGGUCGGUGGAGCUGCCAGGACGUCCCAUGCCCUGGUACCUGCUCAGUGCUGGGAGGCUCCCACUUCUCCACAUUUGAUGAAAGGCAAUACACAGUGCACGGGGACUGCAGCUACGUGUUGAGCAAGCCCUGUGACAGCAAUGUCUUCACUGUGCUGGCUGAACUGCGAAAGUGUGGACUGACUGACAGCGAGACUUGCCUGAAGAGUGUGACAUUGAGCCUGGGUGGGGGGCAGACGGUGGUCACGGUGAAAGCCACUGGGGAGGUCUUUGUGAACCAGAUCUAUACCCAGCUGCCAGUGUCUACAGCUAAUGUUACCCUCUUCCGGCCUUCAACCUUCUUCAUCAUUGCCCAGACCAACGUGGGUGUGCAGCUUGAGGUCCAGCUGGUGCCCAUCAUGCAGGUGUUUGUGCGGCUGGCACCUGCGCUCAGGGGGCUAACCUGUGGACUCUGUGGGAACUUCAACAGUAUCCAGGCAGAUGACUUCCAGACCAUCAGUGGGGUUGUGGAGGGCACAGCAGCUGCCUUCUUUAACACCUUCAAGACGCAGGCAGCUUGUCCCAAUGUCAAGAACAUCUUUGAGGACCCCUGCUCACUCAGCGUGGAGAAUGAGAAGUAUGCUCAGCAUUGGUGUUCUCAGCUGACUGAUGCCAACGGCCCAUUUUCUCAGUGCCACGCCAUCGUGAACCCCAGCACCUACUUCUCGAACUGCAUGUUUGACACAUGCAACUGUGAGAAGAGUGAGAACUGCAUGUGUGCGGCCCUGUCCUCCUAUGUGCGUGCCUGUGCUGCCAAAGGCGUGCUGCUCAGUGGCUGGAGAGAUGGCGUCUGCACAAAGCCUACAAUGACCUGCCCAAAGUCAAUGACCUACCAAUACCACAUCAGCACCUGCCAGCCCACCUGCCGUGCUCUGAAUGAGGAAGAUGUCACCUGCCAUGUCAACUUCAUCCCUGUAGAUGGCUGCACCUGCCCCAAAGGCACCUUCUUGGAUGAUACGGGCAAGUGUGUGCAGGCCACCAGCUGCCCUUGCUACCACAGAGGAUCCACGGUUCCCAAUGGCGAGUCUGUGCAUGACAGUGGGGCCAUUUGCACCUGCACCCAAGGAACACUAACCUGCAUCGGAGGUCCUGCACCGACUCCAGUGUGUGACGCACCCAUGAUCUAUUUUGACUGUCGCAAUGCCACACCUGGGGACACUGGAGCUGGAUGUCAGAAAAGCUGUCACACCCUGGACAUGACCUGUUACAUCUCUGACUGCGUGCCCGGCUGUGUGUGCCCAGAUGGGUUGGUGGCAGAUGGCAAUGGAGGCUGCGUUGUUGCUGAGGACUGCCCUUGUGUGCACAAUGAGGCCACCUACAGGCCGGGGGAGACCAUCAGAGUGGGAUGUAACAACUGCACCUGUGAGAAUAGGAUGUGGCAGUGCACAGACAAGCCCUGCCUGGCCACCUGCGCUGUGUACGGGGAUGGCCACUACCUCACUUUUGAUGGGCAGCGCUACAGCUUCAGCGGGGACUGCGAGUACACACUACUGCAGAACCACUGUGGUGGGAACGGCAGCUCCCAGAACGCCUUUCGUGUUGUCACCGAGAAUGUCCCUUGUGGUACCACUGGAACCACCUGCUCCAAGGACAUCAAGAUCUUUCUAGGGAACUAUGAGCUGAAGCUGAGUGACGGCAAGAUGGAGGUGAUCCAGAAGGGGGUCGGGCAGGAGCCCCCCUACUAUGUCCACCAGAUGGGCAUCUACCUGGUGGUGGAGACUGACUUUGGCCUGGUGCUUCUGUGGGACAGGAAGACAAGCAUCUUUCUCAGACUCAGCCCUGACUUCAAGGGCAGGGUCUGUGGCCUGUGCGGGAACUUUGAUGACAAUGCCAUCAACGACUUCACUACACGCAGCCAGUCUGUGGUGGGAGAUGUGCUGGAGUUUGGAAAUAGCUGGAAGUUCUCUCCAUCCUGCCCGGAUGCCCUGGUGCCCAAGGACCCCUGUACCGCCAACCCUUACCGCAAGUCCUGGGCCCAAAAACAGUGCAGCAUCAUCAACAGUGCAACCUUCGCCGUCUGCCAUGCCCAUGUGGAGCCUGCCAAGUACUAUGAGGCCUGUGUGAGUGACGCGUGUGCCUGCGACUCAGGGGGCGACUGUGAGUGCUUCUGCACUGCUGUCGCUGCCUACGCCCAGGCCUGCCAUGAAGUGGGAGUGUGUGUGUCUUGGAGGACACCAGAUAUCUGCCCGCUGUUCUGUGACUACUACAACCCAGAGGGUCAGUGUGAGUGGCACUACCAGCCUUGUGGGGCCCCAUGCAUGCGCACCUGCCAGAACCCUAGUGGAGAGUGCCUACAAGAUCUUCGUGGUCUUGAAGGCUGCUACCCCAAGUGCCCACCAACAGCCCCCAUCUUUGAUGAGGGCACGAUGCAGUGUGUACCCAACUGUAUGGUCACCCCAUCACCUACACCGCCACUUCCCUGCCGCAUCAAAGGAAAGUUGUACCGACCAGGUGCCAGAAUACCUUCAGACAAGAACUGUUUUUCUUGCAUUUGCAAGUAUGGUAACGAUGUGCACUGCUUUCCUGAUGCUGCCGCCUGUGUCUGUAUCUACAAUGGGCAACACUUCCGUCCGGGGGAUGUCAUCUACCACACAACGGACGGCAUGGGAGGCUGUAUCUCUGCACACUGCAGGGCCAAUGGUACCAUCGAGAGGACUGUUGACAUCUGCAGCCCCACUACUCCCACACCCCCGACCACUUUCUCCUUCUCCACACUGCUUGUCAUGACCUCAAUACGACCGUCCAGCACACAUCCCAGCCCUACCCCGAGUGUAGUGGACUCAGGGUCCACAAGCAGAACUGCAUCAACAACCAGCAGCAUGUCAUCUGUGACGACCCCUGCCCCAGCUUCCACCGUGACCACGUCUACUGUGACCACCUUAACCAUGCCAAGUUGCCAGGAGGAGUGCCUCUGGUCUCCUUGGCUAGAUGUCAGCCGUCCUGGACGUGGUAUUGAUAGUGGUGACUUUGACACUCUGGAGAACCUCCGUGCCCACGGCUACCAGAUCUGCCAAGUGCCGAGAGCAGUGGAGUGCCGUGCUGAGAAGACCCCUGAGGUGCCUAUUCAGGCAGCAGGGCAGCACGUGGAGUGCAGCACAACUGUAGGGCUGACGUGUCACAACCGUGAUCAGGUGUCAGGGCUCUGUGACAACUACCAGAUCAGAAUUCAGUGCUGUAUCCUCAUCAACUGUACAACCUCCAGUGGGCCCACCCAGACCACCCACCUGAUAGCCUCCAGGACAACUGCAAAGGGACCCACAACCUCCUCAGCUCCCAUCACGUCAACUGACCACACUGGUAGCACAGUUAUCUCAGGCCCCUCGACCCCAGGACCUUUGCCCUCUUCCUCUGGUCCUUUUUCAUCAGCUCCAGGCCCAUCUACCUCUGCCCCAGUCAGCUCCACGACUGUUAAGACAACUCUGUCCACUACUAACCCAAUGCCAGAGAAAACUUCAGCCACAUCGCCUGUGUCCAUCUCAACCCUGGAGACCACCGUGGCCUCCCUCGAGACUACUCAUGCAUGUAAACAGGAGCUUUGCGGUUGGACUGACUGGAUAGAUGGCAGCUACCCUGGGUCUGACAGAAACAGUGGAGAUUUUGACACUUUUGUAAACCUGAGAUCCAAAGGGUACAAGUUCUGUGAGAAACCACGAAACGUCGAGUGCAGGGCUCAGUUCUUUCCCAACACACCACUGAAGGAGCUGGGGCAGGAUGUGACCUGCAACCGAGAGGAAGGAUUGAUCUGUUUGAAUAAGAACCAGCUGCCACCCAUGUGCUACAACUAUGAGAUACGAAUAGAGUGCUGCACUGUAGUAGACCGGUGUGCCACACCUUCGGCUGCCACACAUCCCACCUCACCUGGGGUCACCAUGACAACAAAGACCAACUGGACCACAAGUGUGCAUUCCUCUCCCACCAAGGAUACCAAUACUCACUCAGCAGUCGUACACACAAAAACCUGGAUGACAGGCAGUCCACACACAACCACCCAUCCGGGGACCACCCACUGCCAGCCACAGUGCAACUGGACCAAGUGGUUUGACACUGACUUCCCGGUGCCUGGUCCACAUGGAGGGGACCUGGAAACCUACAGCAACAUCCUGAGGAGGGGAGAGAAGAUCUGUCACCGGCCAGAGGAGAUCACACAGCUGGAAUGCAGGGCUGAGAACCACCCUGAGAUGACGGUGCAGGAUCUGGAUCAGGUGGUACAGUGUGACCCCAGUGUGGGCCUAGUGUGUAGGAACCAGGACCAGCAAGGCACCUCUGGGCUGUGCCUCAACUACAAGGUGCGAGUGCUGUGCUGCCGCAUUCCUGAAGGCUGCCAGACCAUCACACGUGCCACUCUUUCCAGCACCCCAAGUGAGACUGUCACCAGCUCAGUGCCUGGCUCUUCCAUGCCUCAAACCAAACCAACCAUCGUGCCAACAGACAGUACCACCUCCACACCCAGAACAACGUCACCGACUACAGAAAAGAUGAGCACCACCCUCAAGCCCCAAACCAGCUCAACACCUAUAGGGGAAGCCAGCACCACCUCCUGGCAACCAGGCAGCACCAUUUCUACCAGGGGCACCAGCACCACCUCCCGGCAACCAACCAGCACCAUUUCUACCAGGGGCACCAGCACCACCUCCCAUCAACCAGCCAGCACCAUUUCUACCAGGGGCACCAGCACCACCUCUCAUCAACCAGCCAGCACCAUUUCUACCAGGGGCACCAGCACCACCUCCACACCCCAAACCAGCUCAACACCUAUAGGGGAAGCCAGCACUACCUCCUGGCAACCAGCCAGCACCAUUUCUACCAGGGGCACCAGCACCAUCUCCUGGGGCACCAGCACCACCUCCACACCCCAAACCAGUUCAGCCUCAGGGCCAACAACCAGCACAGUGUCCACCAGGAGCCCCAGCACCACCUCUGUGCAGACAGAGCACACGACAUCCAUGGGAAAAUCCAGCACCAUCUCUGCUCCUAUCAGCACCACAGGCCCCGGGCCGCAUUCUGAGGUGACUUCUUCCACAAUGACCACCCACUGCCAGCCACAGUGCAACUGGACCAAGUGGUUUGACACUGACUUCCCGGUGCCUGGUCCACAUGGAGGGGACCUGGAAACCUAUAGCAACAUCCUGAGGAGGGGAGAGAAGAUCUGCCACCGGCCAGAGGAGAUCACACAGCUGGAAUGCAGGGCUGAGAACCACCCUGAGAUGACGGUGCAGGAUCUGGGUCAGGUGGUACAGUGUGACCCGAGUGUGGGCCUAGUGUGUAGGAACCAGGACCAGCAAGGCACCUCUGGGCUGUGCCUCAACUACAAGGUGCGCGUGCUGUGCUGCCGCAUUCCUGAAGGCUGCCAGACCAUCACACCCUCAGGGCCAACAACCAGCACAGUGUCCACCAGGAGCCCCAGCACCACCUCUGUGCAGACAGAGCACACGACAUCCAUGGGAAAAUCCAGCACCAUCUCUGCUCCUAUCAGCACCACAGGCCCCGGGCCGCAUUCUGAGGUGACUUCUUCCACAAUGACCACCCACUGCCAGCCACAGUGCAACUGGACCAAGUGGUUUGACACUGACUUCCCGGUGCCUGGUCCACAUGGAGGGGACCUGGAAACCUAUAGCAACAUCCUGAGGAGGGGAGAGAAGAUCUGCCACCGGCCAGAGGAGAUCACACAGCUGGAAUGCAGGGCUGAGAACCACCCUGAGAUGACGGUGCAGGAUCUGGAUCAGGUGGUACAGUGUGACCCGAGUGUGGGCCUAGUGUGUAGGAACCAGGACCAGCAAGGCACCUCUGGGCUGUGCCUCAACUACAAGGUGCGCGUGCUGUGCUGCCGCAUUCCUGAAGGCUGCCAGACCAUCACACGAAAAGCCAGCACCACCUCCACACCCCAAACCAGUUCAGCUUCAGGGCCAACAACCAGCACAGUGUCCACCAGGAGCCCCAGCACCACCUCUGUGCAGACAGAGCACACGACAUCCAUGGGAAAAUCCAGCACCAUCUCUGCUCCUAUCAGCACCACAGGCCCCGGGCCGCAUUCUGAGGUGACUUCUUCCACAAUGACCACCCACUGCCAGCCACAGUGCAACUGGACCAAGUGGUUUGACACUGACUUCCCGGUGCCUGGUCCACAUGGAGGGGACCUGGAAACCUAUAGCAACAUCCUGAGGAGGGGAGAGAAGAUCUGCCACCGGCCAGAGGAGAUCACACAGCUGGAAUGCAGGGCUGAGAACCACCCUGAGAUGACGGUGCAGGAUCUGGAUCAGGUGGUACAGUGUGACCCGAGUGUGGGCCUAGUGUGUAGGAACCAGGACCAGCAAGGCACCUCUGGGCUGUGCCUCAACUACAAGGUGCGCGUGCUGUGCUGCCGCAUUCCUGAAGGCUGCCCUGUGACCCAUGGGAGUCCUCCUGUGACAACACCACUCAAGCCUUCACUUCCAGUUGUGACACCCUCAUCUGUGUCCCCAUUCUCAUCGUCCAGCCCUACAGUACACUCUACCACCCCUUGUUUCUGCAGUGUGUCAGGCCAGUUGUAUUCUUUGGGAUCCAUCAUCUAUAGACAGCCCGACCUUGAUGGCCAUUGUUACUAUGCGUUGUGCAGCCAGGAUUGCCAGGUGGUCCGAUUGGUUAGUCAGAACUGCCCAUCCACCAUGCCAUCCCCUACACCAGCCUUAUCCACAACUACGUCUACGUUGCCCCCUGUCACAGAGCGGGAUCGGUGCAAUGUGUUUCCUCCAAGAAUGAAAGGGGAGACCUGGCCCAUGCCUAACUGUUCCCAAGCCACCUGUGAGGGCAACAAUGUCAUCUCUCUGAGCCCACGCCAGUGCCCAGAGGUGAAGGCACCAUCUUGCGCCAAUGGCUACCCACCCCUGAAAGUGGAUGACCAGGAUGGUUGCUGCCAGCACUACCAGUGCCAGUGUGUUUGCAGCGGCUGGGGUGACCCGCACUACAUCACAUUUGAUGGCACCUACUACACUUUCCUGGAUAACUGCACAUAUGUGCUGGUGCAGCAGAUUGUGCCUGUGUUUGGACCCUUCCGUGUGCUCAUUGACAACUACUUUUGUGACCUGGGAGACAACGUUUCCUGCCCACAGUCCAUCAUUGUCGAGUACCACCAGGACCGUGUGGUGCUGACCCGCAGGCCAGUUGGCGGGGUCAUGACUAACCAGAUCCUCUUCAACAACAAGGUAGUCAGUCCUGGCUUCCAGCAGAAUGGCAUUGUCACCUCCAGUGUGGGCAUCAAGAUGUACGUUACCAUCCAAGAGAUUGGUGUCCAAGUCAUGUUUUCAGGCCUCAUCUUCUCUGUCGAGGUGCCCUUCAACCUGUUUGCCAACAACACAGAGGGCCAAUGCGGCACUUGUACCAACGACAAGAAGGAUGAGUGUCGCCUGCCUGGAGGUGCAAUAGCCUCCUCAUGCUCUGAGAUGUCCCUCCACUGGAAGGUGCCCAACCAGCCUUUCUGCCAAGGGCCUCACCCAACACCAAGUUCAGUGGUACCUAAGUCGCCACCUGUCCUGUGCCCACCAUCGCCAAUCUGUCAGCUCAUCCUAAGCGAAGUCUUCCAGGCCUGCCACGAUGUCAUCCCUCCAAUACCGUUCUAUGACGGCUGCAUUUUCGACUACUGCCACGUGUUGGACUUGGAGGUGGUCUGCUCAGGCCUAGAGCUCUACGCAUCACUCUGUGCAGCCCGUGGCGUGUGCAUCUCCUGGAGAAGCAAGACAAACAACACCUGUCCAUUCACCUGCCCCGAUAACAAAGUAUACCAGCCUUGUGGCCCAUCAAACCCUUACUACUGUCACAGGGAUGAUGACAUCAGCACUAGCCUGAUCCUUCAAGAGGCUGGCUCAUCUACAGAGGGCUGCUUCUGUCCAGACAACAUGAUACUUCUCAGUACUAAUGAUUCAAUCUGCGUGCCUUCCUGCCAGUGGUGUCUGGGGCCUCAUGGGGAACCCGUGGAGCCGGGCCGUACCAUCAGCAUCGACUGCCAGGACUGCAUCUGCAAAAAUGCCACCCUGACCUGCCAAAGGAAGUCCUGCCCAGAGCCUACCUGUCCAGAGCCUGGUUUGGUGCCAGUGCCUAUAGCCCUGGAGGCUGGCCAGUGUUGUCCCCGGUUCAGCUGUGUCUGCAACUCGAGCUACUGUCCUCCUCCUCUGCGCUGCCCGGAGAAUUCUAGCCUGAUGGUCACGUAUGAGGAGGGAGCCUGCUGCCCGAGACAAAACUGCAGCAGUUGGAAGGGCUGCGAAGUCAACGGAACUGUCUAUCAGCCCGGUGCCGUGGUCUCCUCCAGCUUAUGUGAAACAUGCUUGUGUGAGGCGUCCAGCAAUCCCCUUUUAGGUGUCUUUGUGGUCAACUGUGAGACUGAGCUCUGUAACACCCAGUGUGCUAAGGGCUUUGAGUACCAGGCCAAGCCAGGGCAGUGCUGUGGCCACUGUGUGCCGAAGGCCUGCCCCUUUAAAACCAACAACAACUCUACGUACUACUACCUUCCUGGUGAGUCCUGGCCAGAACCUGGGAACCCAUGUGUGACUCAUAAGUGUGAGAUCUUCCAAGAUAUGUUCGUGGUUGUGACGACAAAGAGAGAGUGCCCCAAGUUGAACUGCCCGCAGGACCAGGCUCGGCUGAGAGAAGAUGGUUGCUGCUAUGACUGUGUCAUGCUCCAGCAGAAAUGCACAGUACAUGAAAGACAGCAGAUCAUCCGUCAACAAAACUGCCGUUCUGAGGGUCCAGUGAGCCUCUCCUACUGCCAGGGCAACUGCGGUGACAGCACCUCUAUGUACUCCCUGGAGGCCAACACGGUGGAGCACAAGUGCGAGUGCUGCCAGGAGCUGCAAACCUCGCAGAGGAAUGUGACUCUGCACUGUGAUGACGGCUCCAGUCGUACCUUCAGCUAUACCCAGGUUGAGAAGUGUGGCUGCCUGGGCCAGCUGUGCCAUGCUCCAGGUGACACAAGCCACUCAGAGUCCACAGAACCAGAUUUCAAGUCCAGAGAAAGUAAGGAACAUGACCAGUGGUCAGCACUCAGGGCCAGCGAGGAGGCUCUUGAGCCUUCCCAGUAAACUGAGCUGCACUGCUGUCCCAACAAACCACCGAGAAGUCCUCCCGAGGCCAGCAGGGCAUGCGCUUUUGUCCAAGUGACUUGAAUUCCAGACCUUCUACCUACCCACCACUUCCUCUUCAAGAUGGCAUCAACCUCUGCUGUUCUUGGAGGC